Branchiostoma floridae (Florida lancelet) is the source of this 6654-nucleotide messenger RNA. RefSeq names its product receptor-type tyrosine-protein phosphatase S-like. The record is from RefSeq and is a predicted model, not a curated record. The coding region runs from base 131 to 5950 and encodes 1939 amino acids. Gene Ontology annotation, molecular function: protein tyrosine phosphatase activity; protein binding. Lineage: Eukaryota; Metazoa; Chordata; Leptocardii; Amphioxiformes; Branchiostomatidae. Gene Ontology annotation, biological process: protein dephosphorylation. The transcript is spliced from 40 exons.
UCAGCUUGUUCAACUGCGCUACUAGGACUAGUCGGACUUCUGUUUUAGUUAGGUAGCUAGAAAACUGUGGAUUUAGAUAGGAUUCCAGAAAGUUUAGGGUUUGUGUGGCGUGGAUUUUAUCACCUGUACCAUGGAGUUGUUCGGUGGGAUAGGUGUACAACAGCUGCGGCGCGUGCUGGGGGUUCUCGGCCUUGUCUUCUGCAUGACUACGGCUGUCACGGGUGUAGUAGACGUCACCAUCGUCAGUAAGUACCAGUUCUUUGACGAGUCAGCGGACACCUGGCUGUACUGUUACUACACGGGUAGUCUUUUGAAACAGAGCAAUUACCAGUUCGGUGUAGAGGUCGACACUGGCGAAGGAACAGGGUUUUCCUCAAGGAGAUCCACCGGCUGGCCAACAGGGCGCUGGAAUGUGAGAAUCUGGGCUGACUCUGGUGACUUCCGGGUCGGGGCAUUCUUCUGUCGAGUAAGGACCCCUGACAAUAGUCAAACCGAAAAGGCCAUCACCUUCAAAAUGAAGUCACAGGCCGAUGUCUGGCCCGUGACCUUCACAGUGACCGCCAACACAGGUGACCCCGUGACCCUACAGAUGGUGCAGAAGUCCGGUAGAAACGGUACCCUGGUGUGGAGGAAAGGCGGGGUCGGGGGGACUGUCCUGACUGGACAGAACGGGCUCAACCUCACCAUAGCCAGUGUCCAGUCUUCAGAUGAGGGGAUCUAUGAGUGCUAUUAUCAGGGCGAUACUGAUAGAAAACAGGGCAUCAUGAGGCUCAUCGUCAGAGACUGUGCUGAGAACAAGUGGGGCCCGCCCUCCUGUACCGAUGACUGUCCUGUGUGCUACAACGGCGGUGUGUGUGACGACAACACGGGGAAAUGUGUCUGUCCUCCGGGCUUCCAUGGACAAAACUGUGAAAGUGCCUGUGAGAACAACCAGAUCGGUACCAGCUGCACGAGAGAGUGUGACGGUGGAGACUGUACAGGCCAGCUGCUGUGUGUGAUGGACCCGUACGGCUGCUCCUGUGCUCCUGGACUCAUGGGGAUAGAGUGUAACACAGGUUGUCCAGACGGCAUGUACGGAGCUGGCUGCACCCAAACCUGUCACUGUGCGGACGGAGGUUCCGUGUGUGACGUCAUGACAGGAGUCUGCUCUAGUGGAGGGUGUGAGGCUGGGUGGAAGGGAAGCAACUGUCAGACAGUGUGCACGUCUGGUGAGUUCGGACCCGACUGUGCUUUCACCUGUCACUGUGCUGACGGAGAUUCUGUAUGUGACGUCAUGACUGGAGUCUGCUCAAGUGGAGGGUGUGAGGCUGGAUGGGAGGGGAGCAACUGUCAGACAGAAUGCACUGCCGGUGAAUUCGGGCCCGAUUGCUCUCGCACCUGUCACUGUGCGGACGGAGGUUCCGUGUGUGACGUCAUGACUGGAGUCUGUUCUAGUGGAGGGUGUGAGGCUGGGUGGAAGGGGAACAACUGUCAGACAGUCUGUACGCCUGGAGAGUUCGGACCCGGCUGUACCGACACCUGUCACUGUGCGAGUGGAGGUUCCGUGUGUGACGUCAUGACUGGAGUCUGCUCAAGUGGAGGGUGUGAGGCUGGGUGGAAGGGGAGCAACUGUCAGACAGCCUGUACAUCCGGUGAGUUCGGACCCGGCUGUACCGGGACCUGUCACUGCGCGGACGGAGAUUCCGUGUGUGACAUCCGGACUGGAGUUUGCUCUAGUGGAGGGUGUGAGGCUGGGUGGAAGGGGAACAACUGUCAGACAGAAUGUGACGACGGUUUCUACGGUAACGACUGCCUGGAAACCUGUGGAAAUUGCACGGCAGGCACGGUCUGUGAGAAAACCAACGGCAGUUGUCCCGGAUUACCUGCAACAGUAUCAGAUGAUCCAGAAAGCGUAACUCUAGUUGUCGAGAAUGAAGCAACGUUCAACUGCACCGGUCGCGGUGUUCCCCGCCCUACCGUCGUCUGGCACCACGGUAACAACGUCAUCACAAGCCGAGACCAGAUCAGGAUAGACGUUACAGAUGGAGGUCUGGUGGGAGAACAACACGUGAUCCACAGCACCUUAACCAUUACGUCAGCACGUCGACAAGAUAACGGACAGUACGUCUGUAUCUCGUCUAACGCGGCGGGGAACGACACGUCACAAGAAGCUACACUUGUGGUGCAAGAACGCCCCGAUGACGUGACAGUGAACGUCACCGCCGUGAACUCUACAUCCCUGCACGUCACGUGGACAGUAGGAGUAACCGGUAACCUCGACAUCAUCGACUCCCAGGUACGCCACAAACGGAGAGACACGGAGGACUGGGGAGACUGGGAGUCUACUGGAGUGUCCGAUGAGAACGGCGAUGUCUACAUCCAUAACUUACGACCGGCUUUUGAGUACGAUUUCCAAGUACGGGUGAACAACUCACUAGGAUGGAGCGAUGGUGACGGUGGGAUGGGAGCUACAGACGAAGCGCCUCCGGGUCCUCCUCGCGAUUUGCAAGCCACACCAAGCUCCCACAGCUCUGUCCACCUGACCUGGGAACCUCCGGUAGAACCUAACGGGGAAAUCAUCAACUACACUGUCCAGUAUGGACCGUCAGAUUCGUGCAAUGAAACUGAGUUUCUUCAUCAAGUUACCACAUCGAACGACAGCACCACUACCGUUAUUGGAGACCUGGUCCCGUACACAAACUACACAUUCCGGGUACGCGGGGCAACAAGCGCAGGAGGAGGAGACUUCAGCCACUGUAACAUCACAAGGACACUGGAGUACUACCCAGCAGCCCCAGUUAUCCAGACGUUUACAGAUCAGCACGACUGUAACUGUCAGUCCCCGAACAUCGCCCGGCCGGUCCAGCUGCAUGUAGCCUGGCGGCGCCCUGACCACAUCCACGGCCAGCUGCAGGCGUACCGAGUCAGCCUGUACAACAGGACCGGUGGGGAACCGUUCUACCAGGAGAACGUGACGUCAGGACUGCAGCAGGAGAACCUGACAGCUGCGGUGACGUCAUCACACCUGCAGCCCGCAAACAACUACUCUGUCACGAUAUCAGCCAUUAACACCUUCUACCAUGGGGACGAGAGCCAUCCAUAUGAGGUCCGCACGAGUGACGGAUGCCCAGAUGCUCCGACGGUGACAUGGAUGGCAGACAGCGAGUGUGGAGUAAAGUGGACAGGUCCUACAGAAACCCGAGGGAGGCUGACAGGGUACAAUGUUACAUAUACAGACACACCACUUCAUGAUCCAGACGUGUCUGAACCGCGCGUCAGCUUUGACACGACGGGUUUGAAUCAACACCAGUGGUCCAAGUCACUGGAUGACCUCCCGGCCAACUCACGGGUCCGAGUCACAGUCCGUGCGGUAACCUGUGCCGCAGGAGACAAGGGAGAAGAGUUCACCUGUAACGUGACAAGAUUUGAAAAACCCCCACCUAUAGUGCUCCCUACCGGUCCAACCCCGAACGCUACGGUGACAUCUUUCCCCAUGGUCCUUCCGAUGGUGAGCGAGAGGAACGGUCCCGUACGCUGUUGCCAGAUCAUCGUCAUCACAAUGAAAGAAGACGAAAGCCUUGCUGACCUGGAAACAAGAGUUGGAGAACCUGACGUCAUGCUUACCGAGGACGCUCCUGCGGACGGGAAAACUCAACCUUAUGUGGCGUUAUCGCUUUCAAAAGAGCAGUACAAAAGCACUAAAGAAGUACAGAUUGGAGAGGGCGGACCCUGUGGGCACGAGUGGUGCUGUGAGCGGAGUGAACUUGACGAUCCCAGCCUAGCAAAGAAUCCUGGAAAUGUAAAGCUCCGAUCAGGGGUGACGUACACAGCAGCAGUAAGAUGUUACAUGGACUCUGGUUCCAGGAGACGCAAGCGGAACACAGAAGGGUCAUUCACCACAAGCGGAUACAUAAAGCCCGUGCGCACCGAACAACGGGUCCCUGUGGAGCAGGCCAUCAUGCCCAUGGUUCUUGGAGCUAUUGCCGGUGUCUGUGUGGUCGGUCUGGUCGCCGUGGCCAUCUUCUUUUACAGGAGGCGCGCUGCUAGUAAGAAGGAUGCUCCAGACAUCGGUCUGUCAGACUUGGCUCGUAUCCGUAAUAAGAGAGAAGACGAAAAUGAGGAGGAACUGCAGGGUGCGGUCGGUCCCGCUGCAGGUCACGUGGAGGAGGUCAUUGUCAAACCGCAGAAACGUAGAUCCGGCAAGAAGCCAAAGUCGCCAAACUUCCGAGAGCCGAUCCCCCUCCCUGACCUGGAGGCUGAGUUUGACAGGAGAACCGCCAAUGAUAACCAGAUAUUCGCGGAGGAGUACUCGGCUCUUCCCGGUACACUGGGGAAGGAACAGGCAGAAGCGUACCACAGUGACUUCAACACAACCAAGAAUAGGUUCAAGAACAUCAUCACUUAUGACAGCGGCCGUGUGAAGCUUACUCCCAUCCCUGGUGUGGCUGGGUCAGACUACAUCAGCGCAUCAUACAUGGAUGGUUACAAUGCACCACGGAAGUACAUCGCGGCGCAAGGUCCCUUACCGAACACGGUGGACGACUUCUGGCGGAUGAUCUGGGACACCAAGGCCAAGAAUAUCGUCAUGGUUACCAACCUGAAGGAGAACAACAAGCAAAAGUGCACACAGUACUGGCCGGACAGCGGAAAGAAGAUUUAUGGGGACAUUGACGUCACCUUAGUUGACGCCAUCCCCAUGGUUGAUCACGUGACACGGAUCUUCAUGGUUGGAAAGGAAGGUGCUCCCGCGAAGCGUGAGGUUACUCAGUUCCACUUCCUCGGCUGGCCGGACUUCGGGCUGCCGCGGAGCCCCAUGGGAUUGCUGAAGUUCCGCAGGGCAGUGGUCACCAAAGUGGCACCUAAGGACAUACCUAUCGUCGUGCACUGCAGUGCCGGUGUUGGCCGCACGGGCACCUUCAUCACUGUGGACGCCAUGUUGGAGAUGAUGCAGGCUGAAGAGAAAGUAGACGUAUUCGGGUUCGUCUCCAGGAUGCGGGAGAAUAGAAGCACCAUGGUUCAGACAAAGGCCCAGUACGUGUUCAUCUACCGCGCCCUGCUGGAGCAGCACCUGUACGGAGACACGGAGGUGGAAGUGGCCAACAUCCAGCACUACAUGCACAAACUCAGGACCGAGAAGCCGGGUGCUGACAAGACUGGAUUCGAGAUAGAGUUCGGGAACCUUACCCGUCUUCCCGUGGACCGUGCGAACAUGCGCGCUGGUAACCUGCCCGAGAACAUCUCCAAGAACAGAGUCCUGAUGAUUCUACCAUACGAUACCAGCCGGGUGUUCCUGCAGCACAAAGCAGGCGUGAAGGGUUCGGACUACAUCAACGCGUCUUUCAUUGACGGCUACCGUGAGAAAGACGUGUACAUCGCCACGCAGGGCCCGCUGGACCGGACUGUGGAGGACUUCUGGAGGAUGGUGUGGGAGUGGAACUCCUGCUCUAUCGUCAUGCUCACCGAGCUCAAGGAGAAAGCACGAAACAAAUGCACCCUCUACUGGCCGGAGACAGGGCAGAAGACGUUCGGUGAAGUGGUGGUUUCAGCACAGGGCGUAGAUUCGUUCGGUGACUACGAUCUACGGACAUUUACUAUAACACAUGCAAAGGAAGGCAAAUCCCGCACAGUGCAGCAGUUCCACUUCCACGGCUGGCCGGAAGUCGGUAUCCCUGACAACGCCGCCGGGAUGAUCGAUCUGAUUGGUCAGGUCCAGAAGCAGCAGCAGCAGUCUGGGAACGGGCCAAUCACCGUGCACUGCAGCUCGGGUUCUGGCCGCACGGGGACGUUCUGCGCCAUCAGCACGGUGCUGGAGCGGGUGAAAGCAGAAGGAAUCUGUGACGUGUUCCAAGUCGUCAAGGCGCUCCGGCAGCAGCGACCUCACAUGGUGCAGACGCUGGACCAGUACCAGUUCUGUUACCAGGCUGUUGUGGAGUAUCUGGACAGCUUUGACCAUUACGCCAACUUCCGCUAGAUGGCGUCCAAGCGUUUACAAAGUUUGCUAUUCUACAUAUUACGUUCGAACCUUUUUGUUCACGUGGUUUGACGAAGUUACUUUUACUUAUUGUUUCGAAGGAUGUUGCAAUUAUAAUAUUCUCUAAAUGAAUUCGAAUCUUGAGACUUUAGGUCAAAUUCUCUAGCUGACUUGUUGGUAAGUUUUUGAAGUGCCUAACUGGAAAUGUUACAUAAUAGACAAUGGCGUAUUAUAGUGAAUAGAUGGAAUGUUUUAUCUCUGAAUUUCAUAUACUUUGGAAAGUAAUCACGUAAGGUUGUAUUAAGCUGUAUCAAGGUUUUAAUACAAUCAAGCACCUAGAUUUUCUCAAGUUUGUAUAUGCCAGAAUAUUUGAAUGUCGCAUAUCUUACUCCUUGUGCAAUAUAGUCAAGAGAUGAAACAUGAUAUCUGUCAUUAUGCAGAAUUUCGGUUAAAGUGGACCCUCUUAAUUUCGCCGAUGUAAGUAAUUAACAUAACAAUGCAUCAUAAAUGAUAAUGACAAUCAAUAAUGAUAUUUGGGACUAUUGCUAUAUUUUUCCAACUGGUAGAUGAUACUUCUCUUUUGGUCGCGGAUGGUCGUAAUAGCACGUAAAACCAUAGUUUGAUAACUCCUAUCUUCAGAUUUAUUUUACGCUGUAUCUAGGAUUUUAUUCUAAGCACCAAAAUGUAUCUGGAUUAUUCUCUCA